This is a messenger RNA of Mauremys reevesii (Reeves's turtle), 1691 nucleotides long. RefSeq names its product ubiquinol-cytochrome-c reductase complex assembly factor 3. The record is from RefSeq and is a predicted model, not a curated record. Bases 101 to 355 code for a protein of 84 amino acids. The transcript has 2 exons. Lineage: Eukaryota; Metazoa; Chordata; Testudines; Geoemydidae. Gene Ontology annotation, biological process: mitochondrial respiratory chain complex III assembly.
CAGGACCCCUCCCCCACUCUCUCUGGUUACCUUCUGUCCGCCCCAUCCCCCGGGAGCCCCGAACUCUGUGGCGGCUCAGGGUGUUUCAUACCGCGCCCCAAUGGAACUCCUGCGACGCCUGGUGCUCGGGAGCCUGAUGGUGGCAGGGACCACGGGGCUGGGGGUCGUGGCCUGGGCGCUGGCAAUGCCGCGGGAGCAGCGCAGGCGGGAGAUGGCCAAGGAGCUGCCGGAGACAAACCCCCUGCGCUGGGCGGAGAGGCGACACCAGAAUGAGCUGGUAAUGGCAGCGAUCAAAGAGGCAGCUGAAACAAAUGAGAAUGUGGCCCGGCGGCCUUCACCGGACUGGAGCAAGUGACACCCGACCAUCACCCUCCCAAAUGGGAGCCAAGGCAACUGGUCCUGAGACGGAGCAGGCUGCAUUUUCCAUCCCUGAAGCCAUCUGUGGUCUCCCACAGGCCAGAAUGGGAUGGACACUCCCUGGCUGUCAGCUGCUGUUAUGAUCAGUGACCAUUAUGCUGACGGGGGGCCUCUGUCUCUUAUUCCCAGCCCCUGGUUACACCCACUGGGUAUAGGGGUCAUGCAGAUCUGACAGAGCAAAAACUACAGCAUGGGGUAAAGAAGCAGCAUUUUCAGGUCUUUAAUAAACUAACCUAGUAACGUUGUAAAGACCUGUCUGUUGUCCUAGUUCAAGCAGCUGGUGCAAUGGGGUUGCUGCCUCUUAUGCUAAUCAUCAUGCCUCCCACAGAACUGAAUUUUGAUAAUAUCCAGGCAGCUGGGGGGAGAUGCCCCUCCCAGCAGGCUAAAAACUGCACAGGCUGAUAUUGUUAUUCCUCCACCUUUCCCACUCUGCUGUUGUGUCUUAUUACCCGGUGAGGGUUUGGCUUUUCUAUUGCAAGAUCUUUGGUGUAGGGUCUGUUAUUUGCUCUAAGUCUUUAAAGCCCCCAGCACAAUGGGAUCCUGGCAUGACUGGCCUUCAGCAACAGAAACAUUAAGUAAUUGUAGCUUUAUGCUUCCUUCUGUCAGUUUGGUGUACCUACUUCUCAUGGUAUACUGGGAUUGUGCACUUGGGGUAGGGGCCAGCUCUUCCCCAUAGAUCCCUGAUGGGAGCUUCUAGAUGUAGAGAAUGCUGCAGUUCAUAUUCUCAGCAGCACAGGCUAUCAUGAGUGUAGCACACCUGCCUCUUCCCCUAAGUUAAACUCAAAGCCUUGGUUCUUAUCUUCAGUGUGCUCCAUGGCUGAGCCCAAGUUGCCUAAAGCUUCAGGACCAGUAGAGCAGAGCACUCUGCUCCUCAGGCACAACAGAACUCUGGCAUCAGUUUGUCUGUACAAGAGACAGUGCUUCCCAGGGGGCUGAUCCCAGGUUGUAAUAAACUCCCCCUGGAACUAAGAAUCAACCCAAAUUUCCCCAUCUUCCACUCCAACGGUCUGGGCCACAUCUCCAACCUGCCUUUGUGAACACCCGCACAUAGAAUAUAUCAUCUCUAAAAAAACCCCAGCCAUAAUGAUAGCAGUAACAAAAAUCUUUGCUCCUCCUUGUAGAAAGAACCAGCUGUGGCAAAUGUUAGUCAUAUCACUUAAUGCAUCAUUCACAAAGAAGCCAGAUGCCCCAGGGAAUAGGGCUGUAUAAGAACCAGAAUGGAGCAGAGUUGGUGCUACUGCAGUGCAAAGGAAUAAUGAUAAUGUUGAAUAAUA